AGUGCUUUAUGCUUUCUUUCCAUCUCCGUUCGCAGAAUCUUCCAAGCAAAUUCCUCGAGAGGUUUCUGUUUCCCUGUGAAAUGUAGGGGAGAAGGAAACAAAUUACGGAAGGAAUAAGAAAAUGAGAGAAGACAGCUCAGUAUGCAGCGCCGUCCCGAAUCUCCUCUCCUCGUUUAUAGACACCUUCGUCGAUUUCUCAGUCAGUGACAUAUUCUUACCUCAAAACGCUAACCCUAACCCUCUACCGUCACCUCCGGAUUUGCAGACGAGGUACCCGACUCCCGAGCGUCUGAUUGCUAUCGGAGAUCUCCACGGAGAUUUCGACAAGUCCAAGCAAGCAUUUAGGAUCGCCGGCUUGAUCGACGCCUCCGAUAAAUGGAUUGGGGGUUCUACCACCGUCGUUCAAAUCGGCGACGUGCUGGACCGUGGCGGGAACGAACUCAAAAUCCUAUAUUUCAUCGAGAAGUUGAAGCGAGAGGCGGCGAAAACCGGAGGUAAGAUAAUAACGAUGAAUGGUAACCAUGAGAUUAUGAAUAUGGAAGGUGAUUUUCGGUUUGUGACGAAAGAGGGUUUGGAUGAAUUUAGGGUUUGGGCUGACUGGUACUGCUUAGGGAACAAGAUGAAGGGAAUGUGUCGCGGGUUAGACAAACCAAAGGAUCCUUUUGAUGGAAUUCCUCUGGUUUUUCGCGGCGUUAGAAAAGAGUAUCUAGACGGAAUCAGAGCUAGAAUUGCUGCGUUGAGACCAGAAGGACCGAUUUCCCGCCGGUUCUUCACAGACAAUGUGACUGUCCUGGUAGUUGGAGACUCCAUUUUUGUCCAUGGAGGUCUCUUGCCAGAACAUGUGGAGUACGGACUGGAGAGGAUCAAUCAAGAAGUAAGGAACUGGAUUAAUGGAUCGAAUGGAAAACGAGCUCCGGUACAUUGCAGAGGGAGAGAUGGAGUGGUUUGGGUAAGGAGAUUCUCCCGCGAACAGGCUGAGAACUGUGACUGUUCAGCUCUUGAACAUGUGCUUGCCACAGUUCCUGGGGUGAAGAGGAUGAUCAUGGGACACACAAUUCAGGAGUCUGGCAUUAAUGGUGCUUGCAAUAACAGAGCUAUAAGGAUUGAUGUGGGUAUGUCUAGCGGGUGCGGUAAUGGCUUGCCGGAGGUUUUGGAGAUUGACCGGAACUCGGGAUUGCAGGUGCUGACAUCGAAUACUAUAUAUCAGAACAAGUAUAAUUUGGGUGUUGAUGGUGAAAAAGGUCUGGGAUUGUUGGCACCAGAACACGCACCUAAACAAGUAGAAGUGAAAGCUUAAGGAGGAUCUGGGCAUAUAUCAAGUUAGAAUUAUUUCAUUUUGGUAGAUCUGACAAUAUCCCUUU
Carica papaya (papaya) is the source of this 1361-nucleotide messenger RNA. NCBI's taxonomy places the organism in Eukaryota, Viridiplantae, Streptophyta, Magnoliopsida, Brassicales, Caricaceae. The record is from RefSeq and is a predicted model, not a curated record.